Molecule: messenger RNA, 1587 nt
Organism: Rhizoctonia solani
Lineage: Eukaryota; Fungi; Basidiomycota; Agaricomycetes; Cantharellales; Ceratobasidiaceae
Product: GATA type zinc finger
Exons: 4
Coding region: 1-1587 (528 amino acids)
Biological process (GO): regulation of DNA-templated transcription
Molecular function (GO): zinc ion binding; sequence-specific DNA binding
Source: RefSeq, a predicted model, not a curated record
AUGGCUAAUGCGCGCGUUGACUGGGGCGAGUUUGAGUAUGAUGGACAGAAUCUGUUGUUCUCUGGCCAUGCGCGGAUGCCGCCCGAGCAGCUCCCGAGUUUUCUGCUGACUGCCGACGGGGACGACAGACCGCAUGCAUGGUGGGUCGCACAGACCAAGCUGUAUGAGCUGCGGACGACAUCGAAUCCGAGUGUGCGGGAGAUGCGGGACAUGCUUGCCCAGGCAAUCAAGCAGAACCGACUCGCUGUCCCAGAGGUGUUGCGCGAGGCCGAACGCAAUGCGGGCGAGCUCAUGCGACUGUAUUCGCUGCGAGAGGCGUUCAAUCGGCGGCACAGAGAUGCCACGGCCCAUGCCACACCCGCUGUUUCCCCCACUACUCCGUCCCGCACGUCGUCCCCUCGUCCGACCCAGUCCUCUCCCGGUGCUAUGAGUCUGCACAACAUGGUUGCCCACCAGACACUCAUGUCCAUGCCACUCGCUGCCCCCGUGCCAGUCCCCGGUCCCACUCCCCAUGCCCUGCCCCUCUUCCCCCUCAUCCCCCACCGCGCACACGGCGGCAUCCCCGUUCCCGCACCCGGUCCCAACCCCCCUCCCCUCGUCCCCGCCUAUGCCCCCUAUGCAGCCUAUACCACCCGCCCUGCCCCCACUCCCCCCACACAGCACACCCUCCCCAUGGACGAAGACCCCGACCCAGGCUCCCCCACCGAGGUCGAUGAGCUCGCAGACGAGGACAAGGCUGCCGCAGCGACCACCACCGCCACCACAGCGACAGACCCCCAGCCAGACCGGCCCAAGAAACGGAGCCGCCCAACCCGAGCCCACCCGUCUUCCCCCCGUGUUUGCACAACCUGCGCCAGGACCGAUAGCCCCGAGUGGAGGCGUGGUCCUCACGGGCCCAAGACCCUCUGCAAUGCCUGUGGUUUGAAAUGGGCCAAGGCCAGUGGCGCAGGCAGACGCCGUGGCGGCCAGGCCAAUACUAAUGAGUGGCGGGGUGAGGCUUUCAGUUCAAAUGUUCAGUCCCCGGCCUCCCGACCUGGCACCGCCGAUCCCUUUCAAGGCCCCCCGCCAACCUCUGCCCCCCUUGCCUCUUCCACUAGUCUCCCUGUAUCCACCAACCUCCCGUCCUCGCUCGCCCCGCCUCCCUCCUCCAGCCUUCCAUCCUCGCUCGUAGGAUCUAGCGCGCCUGUGAUAGCCGUUCCCCCCAACCCACGCUCCCCCGUCGGUUCCCACAGUCCAGAUGUCAAGGUUGAGACCGACGCCCCUAGCGGUCUCAUGGAUCUAGCCACCGUGGCCGCCCUUGAAUCGGGCCGCACCGACGAACCCCAGUCUCAGAGCUUGAAACGUCCCCGCGCAGACUCUAGCUACAACGGUCUCGGCCGAUACGAUCGACCCCCUUCCAGUCGCACUCCCUCCAGCACCAGAGGCUACCCCGAGCCAUACACCCCCGCGUACCCGGACAAGCCCUACUCCGAGUCGGCCACUCGCCCGUAUUCUGAUUCAUCCCGCACCUAUUCGUCCAGCGGGAGUGAGGGUGCAGGCGGAGUUCGCCCGAUUAAUGUCAUUCCGAUUGGGAGCUAUCGUGAUUAG